Molecule: messenger RNA, 392 nt
Organism: Cladocopium goreaui
Lineage: Eukaryota; Dinophyceae; Suessiales; Symbiodiniaceae
Source: the annotation of a GenBank genome assembly
GUGUGCAUCACGCAGGAGAUACCAAUGAACAUCAUACUCCCCUGCGCGGUUGAGACCUUUUUCAAGGAAACUAUGUCAGCGGGCAGGAUCAGUGUGCUGACUGACGCCGUGGAUACUCUCAAUGUUCGGCAUGCCAGGGCGGGAUCCGAAAAGGACGAGGACUUGAUCAAAAGAAUCAUCCUCACCACCACGGGUUUCGAUGCAGUGAAUUAUGCUGUGAAAUCGCGGCUCUUAGACCAGUUGACAGUUUUGUUUCGCGAACUUUUUAGGCUGCAACCUUCCUGAAGCACCUGUCUUCCAUGCAAAGGAUUUGCGGCGGAGAUGCUCAGAUGAUCUCAGAUGAUCUCAGAUGUCUAGGUCAGCUCGUGAUGCAGGAUGACUCAGGAUGACCA